Molecule: messenger RNA, 903 nt
Organism: Orcinus orca (killer whale)
Lineage: Eukaryota; Metazoa; Chordata; Mammalia; Artiodactyla; Delphinidae
Product: transmembrane serine protease 11F
Biological process (GO): proteolysis
Molecular function (GO): serine-type endopeptidase activity
Source: RefSeq, a predicted model, not a curated record
AUGGCCACUACCACUGCUACUGCUACCUCUAUUGCUGCUGCCACAAUUGUCACUACCAACCUGAACCAAGGUCCCAUUCUGGCAGCCCGCUCAGACAUGUACAUGUGCUCCAGACAGUUACCUUUUUGGUUUCUGGAUGAAGACUGUGGAAUAAGGAUGACAUCUUCAUACAUGCCAUUACCAGCAUCCUCUUCUACUGAAAGGGUUGUCCAAGGAAGUGAAACAGCUAUGGAAGGGGAGUGGCCAUGGCAGGCCAGCCUCCAGCUCAUAGGGGCAGGCCAUCAGUGCGGAGCUAGCCUUAUCAGUAACACUUGGCUGCUCCCGGCCGCUCACUGCUUCCGCAAACAUAAAGACCCAAGUCAAUGGAUUGCUACUUUUGGCACGACUAUAACACCACCCGCAGUGCAACGAAGUGUGAGGAAAAUUACCUUUCAUGAGAAUUACCAUAGAGAAACAAAUGAAAAUGACAUUGCUUUGGCUUAGCUUGCUACCCGAGUUGAGUUUUCAAAUGUAGUCAGAGUUUGCCUCCCAGAUUCAUCCAUAAAGUUGCCGUCUAAAACAAGUGUAUUCGUCACAAGGUUUGGAUCCAUUGUAGAUGAUGGACCUACACAAAAUAGACUUCAGCAAGCCAGGGUGGAAACCAUAAGCACUGAUGUGUGUAACAGAAAGGAUGUGUAUGAUGGCCUGAUAACUUCAGGAAUGUUAUGUGCUGGAUUCAUGGAUGGAAAAGUAGAUGCAUGUAAGGGAGAUUGUGGUGGACCUCUGGUUUAUGAUAAUCAUGACAUCUGGUACCUUGUCAGUAUAGUAAGUUGGGGACAAUCAUGUGCUCUUCCCAAAAAACCUGGGGUCUACACAAGAGUGAGUCAGUAUCGAGGCUGGAUUGCCUCAAAGACUGGUAUCUAG